AUGACUCCCUCUGCUGUACCUCCGGAACCCGCCACGGUGCCCUCCGCGAUACUGACCACCACUUUCGACGACACUCUUCGCUUCUACCUUAAUGGCACCCGUGUUGUGCUCGACGAGGUCGACCCCGAAGUUACACUACUUGAAUAUCUCCGGGGUAUUGGUUUAACAGGGACCAAGCUAGGUUGCAGCGAAGGCGGUUGCGGCGCCUGCACAGUCGUUGUCUCGCAGUAUAACCCGACAACGAAGAAGAUAUAUCACGCUAGCGUCAAUGCCUGCCUCGCACCCCUCGCCUCCGUCGACGGAAAACAUGUCAUCACCGUGGAGGGUAUCGGGAACGUCAGGCGGCCCCACCCGGCUCAGGAACGUGUGGCAAAGAGCAACGGCUCCCAAUGCGGCUUCUGUACCCCGGGCAUCGUCAUGAGCUUGUAUGCUCUUCUCAGGAACAACCAGGCACCGACCGAGCACGAUAUCGAGGAGGCAUUCGAUGGAAAUCUGUGUCGCUGUACGGGAUACCGGCCCAUCCUAGACGCUGCGCAAACGUUCAGCGUGAAGAGGGAAGCGAGUGGGGCUAAUGGGUGUGGGAAUGCGAAGGCGAAUGGGGGGAGUGGCUGUUGUAUGGAGAACGGUGAUGGCGGCGGAUGUUGCAAGGAUGGGAAGGUGGACGGCGUCGACGACCAACAGAUCAAGAGAUUCACACCGCCGGGGUUCAUCGAGUACAAACCGGACACCGAACUCAUCUUUCCCCCGGCACUGAAAAAGCACACGUUUAAGCCGCUGGCUUUCGGAAACAAGCGCAAGAAGUGGCUCCGCCCUGUAACCCUACACCAACUGCUCGAGAUCAAGAGCGAGUAUCCGAGCGCGAAGUUAAUAGGCGGGAGCACCGAGACGCAGAUCGAGAUCAAGUUCAAGGCGCUUCAGUACCCGGUCUCGGUGUUUGUUGGGGACAUCCCGGAACUAAGGCAGUACUCCUUGAAGGAAGACCAUCUGGAGAUCGGAGGCAACAUCACGCUUACGGACCUUGAAGGUGUCUGUCAGGAGGCCUUGAGGCACUAUGGAGAGGACCGGGGCCAGAUAUUCACCGCCAUCUACAAGCAGCUCAAGUACUUUGCAGGGAGGCAGAUCAGGAAUGUCGGCACGCCAGCUGGAAACCUAGUUACGGCAUCUCCCAUUUCGGAUUUGAACCCGGUUUUUAUGGCCGCAGAUGCUGUUCUCGUUGCAAAGACUCUGAGCCAGGACGUUGAAAUCCCCAUGUCAGAGUUCUUCCAGGGCUAUCGCCGAACGGCGCUACCAGCGGAUGCAGUUCUCGCGGCGAUUCGCAUCCCGCUCACACAAGAGAAGAACGAGUUUUUCCGAGCCUACAAACAAGCGAAGCGGAAGGACGAUGAUAUUGCAAUCGUUACGUCUGCCCUGAAACUUCGGUUGAGUGACGAUGGGGUUAUCGAGCAAGCGAAUCUCGUCUAUGGCGGCAUGGCUCCGACGACGGUGGCAGCGAAACAAGCGAAUGGGUUCCUCGUGGGGAGAAAGUUCGCCGAGUUGGAGACCCUUGAAGGGGCUAUGAACGCCCUGGGACAGGACUUUGAUCUGCAGUUCGGCGUGCCCGGCGGUAUGGCGUCGUACCGAAAGUCAUUGGCUCUAGGUUUCUUCUACCGGUUCUACCAUGAGGUAAUGGAAUCGCUCGGCGGAAAGGCCGAUGUGGAAGCGGUUCCCGAACUCGAGAGAGAUAUCUCUAGGGGAAAAGAGGACCAUACCGCGGCCGAAGCGUAUAUGCAGGAAACGCUCGGAAAGUCCAACCCCCAUGUCGCGGCCUUGAAGCAAGUCACUGGCGAGGCGCAAUACACGGAUGACAUACCGCCCAUGAAGAACGAGCUGUACGGGUGCCUGGUGCUCUCAACGAAAGCUCACGCAAAGCUCAAGUCGGUCGACCACACUCCGGCCCUUGACAUUCCUGGUGUGGUAGACUAUGUCGAUAAGACAGAUAUGCCGAGCGCCCGCGCAAACCGCUGGGGCGCGCCACAUUUCCAAGAGACCUUCUUUGCCGAAGAUGAGGUCUAUACGGCUGGCCAACCCAUCGGGUUGGUUCUGGCUACUUCGGCGGCCCGGGCGGCCGAGGGUGCCCGCGCCGUUAAGGUCGAGUAUGAGGAGCUGCCUGCCAUUUUCACCAUUGAGGAGGCUAUUGAAAAGGAGAGCUUCUUUGAGUUCUUCAGGGAGCUUAAGAAGGGCGAUUCCGAGGGAGCAUUCAAGAAUUGCGAUCAUGUCUUCACUGGUACUGCCCGGAUGGGAGGACAGGAGCACUUUUACUUGGAGACAAAUGCGUCUAUCGUGAUUCCGAAGCCUGAAGAUGGUGAGAUGGAGAUUUGGUCCAGUACCCAGAACCCCAACGAAGCUCAGGCAUACGCGGCACAGGUUUGCAACGUCCAGAGCAACAAGAUCGUCGUCAAGGUCAAACGCAUGGGCGGAGGUUUCGGCGGCAAGGAGUCCCGCUCAGUCCAACUCAGCUCGAUCCUCGCGUUAGCGGCACAGAAAACGCGCAGGCCGGUCCGUUGCAUGCUCACGCGCGAGGAGGACAUGCUCACCACUGGUCAGCGACACCCCUUCUUAGGACGAUGGAAGGUGGGCGUGAACAAAGACGGUAAGAUCCAGGCGCUCGAUCUUGACAUCUUCAAUAAUGCCGGCUGGAGUUGGGAUCUUAGCGCCGCUGUGUGCGAGCGUGCCAUGACACACUCCGAUGGCUGUUACAUGAUCCCCAAUAUCCACGUUCGCGGCCGCAUUUGCAGAACGAAUACCAUGUCAAAUACGGCAUUCCGCGGGUUCGGCGGUCCCCAGGGCAUGUUUAUCGCCGAGUCCUUCAUGUCCGAGGUGGCCGACCGCCUGAGAAUUCCUGUGGAGAAGUUCCGGGAGAUCAACAUGUAUAAGCCGGAAGCGCUCACCCACUUCAACCAACCCCUGACCGACUGGCAUGUACCCCUUAUGUACAAGCAGGUCCAGGAGGAAUCCGACUAUGCGAACCGCCGCGAAUCCAUCACCAAGUUCAACGCUGAUCACAAAUGGCGCAAGCGAGGGCUGGCUCUGAUUCCUACCAAAUUCGGUAUCUCAUUCACAGCCCUCUGGUUCAACCAGGCCGGAGCGCUGGUCCAUAUCUACCAUGACGGGUCUGUUCUUGUCGCCCACGGGGGAACAGAAAUGGGUCAAGGUUUGCACACAAAGAUGACCAUGAUCGCCGCGCAAGCCCUCAACGUCCCGAUGGAGGACGUCUACAUUUCUGAAACCGCCACCAACACCGUCGCCAACGCGUCGGCCACUGCCGCGUCUGCCUCCUCCGACCUCAACGGCUACGCCAUCCACAACGCCUGUGAACAGCUCAACGAGCGCCUGGCCCCCUACCGUGCCAAGCUCGGCCCCUCGGCAACCCUCAAAGAACUCGCCCACGCUGCCUACUUCGAUCGCGUGAACCUCUCAGCCCAGGGCUUCUACAAGACACCCGAAAUCGGCUAUACCUGGGGCGAAAACAAGGGUAAGAUGUUCUUCUACUUCACGCAGGGUGUGACCGCCGCCGAGGUCGAGAUCGACACCCUCACAGGGUCCUGGACCUGUCUACGAGCCGACGUCAAGAUGGACGUCGGCCGCUCCAUCAACCCAGCCAUCGACUACGGCCAGAUCCAGGGCGCCUUCAUCCAGGGCGUGGGCCUGUUCACCAUGGAAGAGUCCCUCUGGCUGCGCAACGGGCCCCUCAAGGGCAGCUUGUUCACCCGCGGGCCCGGCGCUUACAAGAUCCCCUCGUUCCGCGACAUCCCGCAGGUCUGGAACGUCAGCCUGCUCAAGGACGUCGAGUGGCAGGACCUGCGCACCAUCCAGCGGAGCCGCGGCGUCGGCGAGCCGCCGCUGUUCAUGGGCAGUGCCGUGUUCUUUGCGAUCCGCGACGCGCUGAAGGCGGCGCGCGCGCAGUACGGCGUCGAGGCGGCGGUGGGCGUGGAUUCCAAGGAUGAGAGCGAUGGGCUGCUCCGGUUGGAGAGUCCGGCCACGCCGGAGAGGAUUAGACUGGCUUGUGUCGAUCCUAUUGUGGAGAGGGCUCGGGUGAAGGCUAAGGAGGGAGAGAGGAGUUUCUUCAUCGCUAUUUAG
Chaetomium globosum CBS 148.51 is the source of this 4116-nucleotide messenger RNA. RefSeq lists its product as uncharacterized. The coding region runs from base 1 to 4116 and encodes 1371 amino acids. The transcript has 3 exons. The record is from RefSeq and is a predicted model, not a curated record. Gene Ontology annotation, molecular function: iron ion binding; FAD binding; 2 iron, 2 sulfur cluster binding. Lineage: Eukaryota; Fungi; Ascomycota; Sordariomycetes; Sordariales; Chaetomiaceae.